CUUCUGCAAGGUGCUUUCAAUUCCACAUCCCCAGUUGGAAAUGACUAGAGAGCGACUGCGUAAAUUGCACGUCAGUAACCUUGCUUUAAGGUUCGGAACAAAAUGCCGCUAUACAAUUGUGUGGAUUAACCGAUUUUUAUAACCUACGUGACAAAAUUCCAGUUGAUUCCCAUGCCUUGAGAGGUGCAGCGAUGGCAGGCCUGGGGCAGCAGCAGGGCGAGCUGACGGAGUACAAGAAGAGCCAGGUCAAGCGCGACCUGGAGAUGGGCAUUGUCAUGACCGUCUUCCGUCAGAAGAUGGAGCGGCUCACUGUGCAGGUCAUCAUGGAGACCAAACAGGUGGCGUGGACCCGCACGGCGGACAAAAUCGAUGGAGUCUUGGAUCUGUCAGAGAUUCGAGAGGUUCGACGUGGCAGAAACUCCAAGGAUUUUGAGCGCUUUAAGGACUCCAAGUGCAAGCAUGACGACAACACCUGCUUUACAAUCUUCUAUGGGUCUCAGUUUGUGCUGAAUACCCUGAGUCUAGGAGCUGACACUAUGGCAGAAGCAGAUAAGUGGCUGAUAGGUUUGGAACUGCUGAGGGAGGAGGCACUGGUGGCUCCCACACCAGACAUUAUAGAAAGCUGGUUGAGGAAACAGAUGUACUCAGUUGAUCAGACGAAGAGGAACAGAGUCACACUGAAGGAGCUCAAAUCUCUUCUGCCGCAAGUCAACAUGAAGGUCCCCGGCUCGCGAUUCCUGAAGGAACGAUUUGCGGAGGUCGCAGCAAAGAAAGAUGUUUUGGACUUUGAGCAGUUUCAUAAAUUCUACAAUUAUUUAAUGUUUGAAAAUCAGAAGAGUAUUCUGGAUGAGUUUAAAAAGGAGUCCUGUGCAUUCAUUAUGGGGAACACGGAUAGACCAGACUCCUCUGCCGUUCUGCUCUAUGAUUUCCAGCGCUUCCUUCAGCUCCAGCAGAAGGAGACCUGGGCGUAUAACUUAAAUCAGGUGAGGGAGCUGAUGACCACUUUCAUAGAUGACACCAUGAGGAAGACCAAUGACCCAGAGUUUACUGUUGGAGAGUUCCUCAAUUUCCUCUUCUCCAAAGAGAACUCCAUCUGGGAUGAGAAAUUUUCGGAAGUGAACACCCUGGAUAUGAACAACCCUUUAUCUCACUACUGGAUCAACUCCUCCCACAACACGUACCUGACUGGUGAUCAGAUACGUAGCGAGUCGUCCACAGAAGCCUAUGUGCGCUGCCUUAGACUGGGCUGCCGCUGCAUUGAGUUGGACUGCUGGGAUAGUCCAGACUACCCCAUCAUAUACCAUGGCUGGACGAGAACAACCAAGAUCAAGUUCGAGGACGUGGUCAAGGCCAUCAAUGAGCAUGCCUUUGUGACCUCAGAAUACCCCGUGAUCCUGUCUAUCGAGGAGCACUGUAACUUGGAGAACCAGAGACAAAUGGCGUCCAUCUUUAAGAAGGAGUUUGGGGACAAGCUUCUGACGGAACCGGUGGAAGAGUAUGCCGAGCAGCUGCCCUCCCCGACACAGCUCAAGGGCAAGAUCAUCCUCAAGCACAAGAAGCUGAGCUUGGAUGGCACCCUGGGAAGGAAGGACAUGCGUAAAGGAGAGAAGCAAGGAGAUCUCCUCAUCUGGGACCCUGUAGAUCAGAAAUGGAAUCGACACUUCUGCGUUAUCUCAGAUGACAAGCUCUACUACGCCGAAGAGUACGAGCAAGAGGAAGAAAUGGUGACAGUUGGCCAGGCGUUUGCGGACCAGCACGUCUCUGAGCCCUGGUUCCACGGGCGCAUGUCUGAGGGUCGGCAGACGGCUGAACGCCUCCUGCAGGAGUUCUGUGCCGAGUCCGGUGGGAAGGACGGGACUUUCCUCGUGCGAGAGAGCGACACCUUCCUCACCGACUUCACCCUCUCUUUCUGGCGAAGUGGGAGAGUGCAGCACUGCCGGAUCCGCUCAGGCACUCAGGACAGCCACCUGUACUACUUCCUCACGGACAACCUGCACUUUCCCAGUGUGUAUGCACUUAUACUGCACUACAAGGACAACCCACUCCGCUGCAUGGACUUUCACCUGCGCCUCACCGAUGCUGUCCCACGGCCCAACCAGCACCUGCUGCAGGGGUGGUUCUACGAUAACCUGAGCCGGGGAGAGGCCGAGGAUUCCCUGAUGAGGAUCCCGCGGGAUGGAGCCUUCCUCAUCCGCCAGAGAGAAGAUCAUGACUCCUACGCCAUCACCUUCAGGGGGGAUGGUAAGGUGAAGCACUGCCGUAUCCAGAAAGAGGGCUCCAUGUACGUGCUGGGGUCCUCCUCUGAUUUUGAGAGCCUGGUGGAGCUGGUGGACUACUUCCGGAAGUUUCCUUUGUACCGCAAGAUCAAACUACGCUACCCGGUGACCCGAGAGAUGGUGGAGAGAUUCAGCAAGGAGCGGGACUGUGGUUCCAUUUACGAUAUGAAGAUGUACGUGGAGCCAAAUGAAAUUGAGCCUGCAACGCCCCAGAGCACAGUGAAAGCGCUGUAUGAUUACAGAGCCACCAGGGCUGAUGAGCUCACCUUCUGCAAAGGAGCUCUGAUCCAUAAUGUGAUCAAAGAUCCCCAAGGAUGGUGGAAAGGAGAUUACGGGGGAAAGAUCCAGCUGUUCUUCCCUGCCAACUAUGUGGAGGAGGUGACAAGUAAUACCAAGCCUGAAUUCCGUGACCAAGCGAUGGAGGAUAACCCGCUUGGUGACUUGUGCAUGGGGCUGGUGGACCUCUCCAGGUGCAAUGUCGUGAGGUCCUCUAAGAACGGUAUGAGCAAUGUGUUGAGCGUGUCACUGAAUGAUGAGCAGGAGGGCAGUCAGCAGUACGACUUUGCCACUGAGACUGUGGAGGAGCUGUUUGAAUGGUAUCAGGUGGCAUGGCAUAUCACUCAGCACAAGAUCAACAAAGAUUAUGAGAUCCAGCAGAAGAAAGAGAUCGAGACCAAAGACGUGGUGGCCAUCGAGAUGUCUGACCUAGUGGUCUACUGUCAGCCUCGCAGCAAAGAUAAGGACCGCUUUGUGAGGUACACAUUUACGGAGAUCCGCUCGUUCGUGGAGAACAAGACUCCUGCUAAGAGCAAGUCCAAGGAGUUCCUCAAGUACAACUGCAAGGCCCUGAGCCGCAUCUACCCCAAAGGCCAGCGCAUGGACUCCUCCAACUAUGACCCCUACCCGCUGUGGCUAUGCGGCUGCCACAUGGUGUCGCUCAACUUCCAGACAGCAGAUAAGUACACACAGCUGAACAGUGCCCUCUUCAGUUUGAACGGGCACACUGGCUAUGUACUGCAGCCAGAAAUGAUGAGGGCGGAGGACUACGACCCCCAGCACAAAACCGAAGUGAAGUUCACUAUCACAGUGCGGGUGAUUGCUGCCAGACACCUGCCCAAGCUAGGGCGCAGCAUCGUCAGCCCCUUCGUGGAGAUCGAGCUGUGCGGCCAGACCGACGAGAGCAAGUUCAAGACUACCGUCUGCCAUGAUAAUGGACUGAGCCCAGUGUGGCCAGCCCCUCCUGACCUGGUCACCUUCACCGUCCACGAGCCCGAGCUCACCUUCCUGCGAUUUGUGGUGAACGAGGAGGACAUGUUCUCCGACCCCAACUUCCUGGCCCAGGCCACAUUCCCCGUCAAAGGAAUCCGCUCAGGCUACCGCUCGGUUCCUCUGAAGAACGGCUUCAACGAAUCCAUAGAAUUGGCAAGUCUACUGGUGUACGUUGAUAUCCAGCUGGUGGAGAAAGCAGAGGAGGAGCUUUACUCGUCCUCCAACCAGUUGCGUAAGAGGCAGACGGAGCUAAGCAACGAGCUCUUCCUGUAUGACACGCACACCAACCUGCAGCGCUCAGCGCCCCAGCGCCGUGACGACCUCAUCCGGGAGAUCGGCACCAACGAGAGGCAGCUGCUGAAGAUCCAGGACACUUGCAAACAGAAAAUUAAAGAGAAGAAAAUCAACAACAGCAAGUUCUACUCCUGAGAGAACGCCAAGCCUCCUGUUGCUCUCUCCGGAACACACACAUACACUCACAAAACAUUGCAUGAUAUAACAAGGUACGUGUAUUGGUGCGUUUUAGCUGUUUUGAGGAAGAAGAAACAAGUCAAUGUUGGAGCCAAAUGCAGAAAACUGCGCAUUUUCACCCCAGCCACAAAAUGUUCUUUGACAUUUUUUUUCCAAGAACCCGCCAUCUGCUAUGUACCUGCCACCUAACUUGCAUUACACACAACUGUUCACUACUGGGAUCAUUUAAUUUAAUACUCUGCAGAUCUGACUGCACUUAUCAGACGUUCUCUUAAUGAGCUCAACACAUCAGUCAGCCAACAGUUACAUUUCAGUCAGGUUCAGUUGAGAGCACUCAGAGCAGGGCAUCAUGGAUGAUUUUCAGCGCAGGGAAGGCCAAGGAGCUAGAUUGGAGUACCAUGGAUUUAAUGAGCCCGUUACAUUGCACCUGGAUGAGUCAUGCUCAUGUACAGUGCUUUCAGAAAGUUUUCAGACCCUUUUAGUUUUCCACAUUUUGUUUCAGACUCAUCUUAAAAUUAAUUUAUUUUUCUUAUCAAUCUACACACAAUACUCCACAAUGUUGUAGGUAUUUGGAGUGUUUUGUUAUGAAAAUGUGGAAAAAAUACUUGCACUGUACUGUACAUGAGUGUAAAUUCAGCUGAGGUCAAACUGUAUAUGAAGGUUAAGCUUAAAGGAAUUAUUUCAGACUUUUAGAGAAUAUAGAAUCGCAUGUGUUGCUGACAGACAGCAGUUCAGGAGCUAGAUAAUGUACAUAGGAAUCCUCAUUUCCAGCCUGUUGAAAGGACGUUUGCUUUAUAAAAUAUGCAAGGAUAAGUCACAAACAACAGGGAGACUUGUGAUGGAAUGUCAUUUGUGUUUAUUAAGAUGUAAUGUGUCUUAUUUGUAUGCGGAAUAGUAAUAAUUAUCAUCCUUAUAAUAAUAAUGUAAUUCUGUCUAACAGAUAUUGUAUGACUUGGUGUGAAUAAAGAUGAAUGGCUUUAGUUGCACUCUGUUUAACUCUGAUAGCCGUGUGUGAAAAUAAACUUGUUCACUGUU
Clupea harengus (Atlantic herring) is the source of this 5051-nucleotide messenger RNA. It is a transcript of the gene plcg2, whose product is annotated as phospholipase C, gamma 2. NCBI's taxonomy places the organism in Eukaryota, Metazoa, Chordata, Actinopteri, Clupeiformes, Clupeidae. Gene Ontology annotation, cellular component: ruffle membrane. The record is from RefSeq and is a predicted model, not a curated record. Gene Ontology annotation, biological process: release of sequestered calcium ion into cytosol; phosphatidylinositol metabolic process; phospholipid catabolic process. Gene Ontology annotation, molecular function: protein binding; phosphatidylinositol-4,5-bisphosphate phospholipase C activity.